Elaeis guineensis (African oil palm) is the source of this 1017-nucleotide messenger RNA. RefSeq lists its product as uncharacterized. The record is from RefSeq and is a predicted model, not a curated record. NCBI's taxonomy places the organism in Eukaryota, Viridiplantae, Streptophyta, Magnoliopsida, Arecales, Arecaceae.
UUCCUUGCUCCCCACUUUUCCAAUAUUCUCCUAGCAGCGAAGGCUUCAACCCGGUCUAGGCUUUAGAAAUCCAGCUGCACUCACCAUCCGGCUCCAACCACACCAACCACUUUCUAGCCUACUGCCGGGUUCGGGUUGUAUCUUUCGUGCGAAAGAGUGAGGGAUCUUCUUUCACAACAUCAACUGUUGGAUCGGGUCACGCACAGAUCUCAAAUCAAUCUUAAACUUGCCGCACACAUUGUGAAGCGGCUAUUGCGAUAUCCCACGGUGGAUUCGUGCGAAGGAAGGUGAAUCUUCUUUCGCUCGAAAGAUACAACCCCUGGCCUGGCUUGCCUUACAAAUCAUAAAUAAAUAAAGAAGACCAUGGAAAGGGCCCUUCUUUUCUCAUUUUCUUGCAAAGCCACUCUUCGUCAAAGCCACCAACAUCACCACUACAGGUGACGGACUUGAAGUCUGCAGAGAUGGCGGGUAGAGCCAGCGGCGGCGGAGGAGGCUGGGGUCCAGGCCAGAACCCCGGCGGAUGGGACUUCCGAUGGGGAUCGGGCCAUGUUGGAGGCGGUGGCGGCGGCCGAGGAGGAGGGGGAUGGGACUACUGCUGGGGCUUCGGCUCCGCACCCCGGGGCGACGCUGGUUUUGGCUUCGGAGCCGGCUCCGCCGGACGAUCCGGGAACGGCGCCUACGGAUUCGGCUGGAGCGCUAACUCCGUUAACGGCCGCGGUGGUGGUGGUGGGGGUGGCGGCGGAGGCGGAAAUGGGGGCUUUGGGUUUGCUUUCGGCAGAGGCGGUGGAGGAGGCGGAGGUGGUGGUUGGAACGGCGAGGCGUAUGGAUUUGGGGGUCGCGGUGGCGGAGCGGUCUUCCCCAAUCCGCCGCCGCCACCGCCCCGCGGCGGCGGCGGAGCGUAACGAGAGGGAAAUUUGAAAAGGAGACGGAUCCACGAUGAUGGUUAUGUAUGUUGUUAUGUAUGAUAAUAAAUAAGUGGAACGUAUAUUUAUAAUAAAGGGAUCUUUAUACAAACAA